Molecule: messenger RNA, 1886 nt
Organism: Aphanomyces invadans
Lineage: Eukaryota; Oomycota; Saprolegniomycetes; Saprolegniales; Verrucalvaceae
Exons: 3
Coding region: 1-1821 (606 amino acids)
Biological process (GO): protein ubiquitination
Cellular component (GO): cytoplasm
Molecular function (GO): ubiquitin protein ligase activity
Source: RefSeq, a predicted model, not a curated record
AUGGUGUCUGGAUGGGGUGUGUCCGGGAUCAUUACGAUCCUCAUUGCUGUAGGGCUUGGCUUUGUCUGCGUGAUCACUCCUAUGUGGUUCACGAAUGUCGGGGUCGCGCAACACCACGACGCGAUCAUUCAGAGCGCUGAAACGAGCGUCGGGUUGAUCGGGAUGUGCUUUGACGCGAAAUUCAAGGGUGAAAACAACGACCAGUACAACGUCAAGGACUGCUACCCGUUCUUUGGUGGCGCGGGUGGGUCGUACCGCUACAUCGGGCACACGAGCAAGCCGUCGUUCCAAGAACACAAGUCGGACCUCGCAAUCUGCGCUUACUACUUUGCGAACCAAGAAGGAAACAAUGCCGCCAAGGAGAUCUCCAUCAUGACGGGUAUGGCGUGGGUCGAUGUUGACUUCUUCCUCCAGUCCACGUGCGGCUCCCUUGGCAAAGCGUCGAUCGCUAUGUCGAUCCUGUUCGUUGCGUUGACGUUCCUGACCCUCGUCGCGCUCAUUUGUGUCGUGCUUUGCUGCAAACAGCAAUUGUGGCUCGUCACGUUCUCCCGCGUCUCAUCCACUCUGGCUGCCAUUUGCUCAGGUGUGCUCACGUUUUGCUUGAUGUCCCAAGCGAAGGGCAUCAAGUCUGGCGGCGACGGCGUUGAUAUGCGCUACGGUUUCUGCUUCUACUUUGAGUGGGUUGGCCUCUUCUUCGUGCUUGUCGGCUCGUGGUGCAUUGAAAAGCACGCGUUGUCGCAGAAGACAAAGAAAGUCUUGAGCGAGAAAACGGCCAUAUCGAUGGGAAACAUGGGAGGAGUCGUCGCGGGCGGCAACGGUGCAGUGGCAAGGAGGUCGAUGGGAGGCAAUCAACCGCCACUUCUGUACGGAGAUCCAGCUACGGGUUCCAAUGUUGCUCCAAACCAGUACACACAUGCGCAAAUGCAGGCGCUGUACAUGAAUCGCGGUCGCGCCGACAUGGGAUUCAUCCAAGACCAUAUCAACAGCGUGCUCCAAGCUGCCCCCGAGAUGCAAGAAACAACCACUGUGCGCAAUGAGGUCAAUCUGAAGAAACAAUCGCUGAAGCUCGUGGCACUCGACUCGGCAACGGCGCGACUCGAGUUUGUCUUUGACGCAGGCAAGCCGUGCACAGUGACGCUGUUCUUGGACGCAAUUGAAACGAUCGACGACGAAGGCAAUUCCACGGUCACGAGCCAGAAACCUGCGAACGGUUCGAUGAAAGACUGGGGUGGACAAGUGUUUCCGGCUGGAUUGGGGCAAUCCUUUGCGUCCGUGCCACUGUCGUUGGCCGACUGGACACCGUCCCAGCUUAUCUACGACGGGAAGAGCAGCACGUUCCCCCUCGUCGUGGAGAUCACGGUGGUUGCGGAUGCCUCAGUCGCGUCAAGGACGCAAAAGCAAGCAACAUUUAUCAUGUUCCCACCUGCCACGGGUUCGAGCCCUCCCUUGCGAAAGGUGCAAGUGAUCAAGCAGAAAGUGGAAGUCCUGGGCCAGACUUACGAGCUACAGGAAAUAUACGGCAUGGAAGGCGCGGCAUGUUGUACGACCACAACAAACGACACCAUGGGCAAUGCCACCGCGCCUGCCUUGUCGACUUCAGCUGUAGAAACCGACGUCAUCGACGGCGCCGAGUGCAUCAUUUGCAUGUGCGAGCCUCGCAACACCACCAUCCUACCCUGCCGACACAUGUGCAUUUGCUUGGAGUGUUCGGAAGCGCUCAAGCGACCUGGCAGUACGUGUCCCAUCUGUCGGGGUAAAGUCGAGUCCAUGCUGCAGAUCCGUGUCAACAACUCUGGUCCAGCCGCGGUUGCCGUGAAGUGACCAAACGGGUGACUCUGUCGUGGGGGUAAAUUGGACUAAGAAAAGGGGCUAUCUAUUGCAUGGGA